UUUGUCGAGACUCCACCAUUCAGAAAGAUUUUUUUUUUCUCGACGACUGAGCUUAGUACCUCUCGUUUGGAAGGCCACAACCAUCUAUCCAUUAACGGUCUCCACCCCACCAAGAGCUCCCGCUUCCAGAAUAUACGCAGGAAUGGCUGCUCUUCCUCAUGGAAAUAUGAAUUGCAGCAUCUUAUGCAAAAGGGGAGUGGUUUCCUUUGUGGGUUUUGCCGCUCUUCCAUUUUCUCAGCCGAGGGCGAGAGCUUUUGAAGGUUUGGUGAGAGGACGACUUAUUAGUCAAAGCUUAUAUAGAAAGGAGAGUCCUAUUUUUCUGGCAAAUGGAUCCAAACGCGUGUUGUCAAAGAAACUGAUCCUUACCAUCCCCAGAAGCAGCCCUUCUUCAAACUCCAGUGGUAAUGACAAUGACUCCUCUGAUCAAGCCAAGGCACCAUUUGGUUACACGAGGAAGGAUGUUUUACUAAUUGGACUUGGAGUUACUGUCCUGGGCGUUGGCUUGAAAACUGGAUUGGAGUUUGUAGGAGUUGAUCCUCUACAAGCAGGGAAUGUAGUUCAGCUGGUACUGGUUUUGGGCCUAACAGUUGGUUGGAUUUCAACAUAUAUAUUUAGAGUUUCAAACAAAGAAAUGACAUAUGCGCAACAAUUACGAGACUAUGAAUACAAAGUCAUGGAGAAGAGGUUAGAUGGCCUGACAGAAGCAGAGAUAGAAGCAUUGCUUGAACAAGUUGAGGAAGAGAAGAGACGCUUAGCCAGGGGUGAGCAGGUUAAUUAAGUACCCUCUCAUACAUGUCACUAAAACAUAACCACAGUAAUUUAUGUACAACUCUAUGCUAUACAUAGUAGUUAGAUCAAUAUCAUAGAUGUUUUCUUAAAGAUAUAUAACAGGAUAUGUUAAUGCAAAAUUGAUUUUACGAUA
Messenger RNA from Juglans microcarpa x Juglans regia, 922 nucleotides. RefSeq lists its product as uncharacterized. The transcript has 6 exons. The coding region runs from base 143 to 778 and encodes 211 amino acids. NCBI's taxonomy places the organism in Eukaryota, Viridiplantae, Streptophyta, Magnoliopsida, Fagales, Juglandaceae. The record is from RefSeq and is a predicted model, not a curated record.